GCUCGGUUCUCAAAACGGAUCCAGACAAAAAUAAAGGACCUUCUGCAACAAAUGGAGGAAGGGCUGAAGACGGCAGAUCCACAUGACUGCUCUGCCUAUACUGGCUGGACUGGUAUUGCCCUCUUAUAUCUGCAACUGUAUCGCGUCACGAAAAACCAGAGCCAUUUGCAGCGGUCUCUUGAUUAUGUGAAGAGAAUCCUGCGCAAUCUGAAUGGCAGAAGAGUUACUUUCCUCUGUGGUGAUGCUGGGCCCCUGGCAGUGGGUGCAGUGGUUUAUCACAAGCUGAAAAAUGACAGUGAAUCUAAAGAGUGUGUUGCCAAGUUGCUGCAGCUCCAAAGGACAGUCAUAAGCACAGAUGCUGAUCUUCCAGAUGAGCUGCUUUAUGGCAGAGCAGGUUACCUGUAUGCCUUGCUGUACUUGAAUACUGAAAUCAGCCCGGAGACUGUCCCACAGUCAGUUAUCAAAGAGGUAAUAGAUGCUAUUAUUGAAUCGGGGAAGAACUUUUCAAAGGAGGAACGGAAAGCAGACCGUUGUCCUCUGUUGUACCAGUGGCACAGGAAGCAGUAUGUUGGAGCGGCCCAUGGAGUGGCUGGGAUCUAUUACAUGCUCAUGCAGCCAAUUGCAAAUGUGGACCAGGAGACCCUGGCGGAGCUGGUGAAGCCGAGCAUUGACUAUGUGCGUCAUAAAAAAUUCAGAUCUGGGAAUUACCCGUCGUCACUGAGCAACGAGACUGACAGACUGGUUCACUGGUGCCAUGGUGCCCCCGGAGUCAUCCACAUGCUCAUGCAAGCUUAUAAGACCUUUAAAGAGGAUAAAUACUUGAAAGAUGCUAUGGACUGUAGUGAUGUCAUCUGGCAGAGAGGUUUAUUGAGAAAAGGAUACGGGAUCUGCCAUGGUACUGCUGGCAAUGGCUACUCCUUCUUGUCUCUCUAUAACCUAACUCAGGACAAAAAGUACCUCUACCGAGCUUGCAAGUUUGCUGAGUGGUGUUUGGAGUAUGGUGCACAUGGAUGUCGUAUUCCUGACCGACCUUACUCUCUCUUUGAAGGCAUGGCUGGAGCUAUUCACUUCCUCUCAGAUAUUUCGGUACCGGAGACUUCCCAGUUUCCAGCUUUUGAACUUGGACCUCAAAGGAGAGAAAACAAAGUGGAACAGGACAGCUAAAAGACGAUUUUGAAAGGAAACUGAUGCCAAAAGAGAUGAGACUGUUUAGUGCCUCUGAUACUGAACCAACUCAGCUCUGAACCGACAGAUGGAUAGACCGCUUUUCUCACCCCUCCCUGCCCCAAAGGACCGUGAAGUCAUUAGAACAUGAAUGGGAGCAGCCACAUUUAAGUUCUGGUGAAGUGACACCUGCAGACGUAGGACAAGAGAAGUCGUGUGUUGAACUUUCUCCCCUCCGUUGUGUUUGUCUUCUUCAGGUCUUUGACAUGCUCUGCAUGUUUAUUGGUGUUGUCUGUUGAUUCGAGUCUUUUGUUGUUAGC
Molecule: messenger RNA, 1484 nt
Organism: Opisthocomus hoazin
Lineage: Eukaryota; Metazoa; Chordata; Aves; Opisthocomiformes; Opisthocomidae
Source: RefSeq, a predicted model, not a curated record